This is a messenger RNA of Prorocentrum cordatum, 662 nucleotides long. The record is from the annotation of a GenBank genome assembly. Lineage: Eukaryota; Dinophyceae; Prorocentrales; Prorocentraceae.
GUCAUGAGCGGCGCGAGCGAGGCGCUGCCCAGCGCCCAGAUGCAGCUCCACCCGAAGCUGGGGCGUCGUCAGACCAGCCCAGUGAACAGCAGCUCGUCUCCUCGGGAAUCGGCCCACUCGCGGGACUCCGUGGUGCGGCAGUGGCAGACCACCUCGGCGGCGGCCGAGAGUCGGAGGGGUAAGGAGACACUCCGCCGAAUGAAGACGGCCGACGGCAAGGAGAAGAUCGCCUGGAAGAUGCUGGCUGCGGACAGCAACAGGGACAACAUCGCCAGCGCCAUCCUGAACAGGCUGCAGACCUGCCUGGGUAUCAGGAGCUGCACAACCAGAGCGCUCAGCAAAUUGAAGGAGCUCAUUAAGCAGGACCCCUACAACAGCACAUGGCUGGCGAAGGUCACUGAGCGCAACGAGGGUGAUUGAGAGACUGCUCCCGCGACUGCCCCAAUGCCGUCCUCGUGGACUCCACCCCCCUCCCUGUCUUCCUCGCUGCCUUCGUCGUCGCCGGGUUUCGAAGGGGAGAACAGGAUGACCUGUGUUCUUGAGACCCUGGGGGGGAUUUCCCGGUGUCGUCGUCGGUGCUGUGGGCAGGUGCGGCACGCGGCGUGCGGACCCUCUGGCCGUGCCGCGGCCUGCCGCAGGUCGACGAAGCUCAGGAGGGGGAA